Messenger RNA from Eriocheir sinensis (Chinese mitten crab), 1494 nucleotides. It is a transcript of the gene Dhdds, whose product is annotated as dehydrodolichyl diphosphate synthase complex subunit DHDDS-like. Gene Ontology annotation, biological process: polyprenol biosynthetic process. Lineage: Eukaryota; Metazoa; Arthropoda; Malacostraca; Decapoda; Varunidae. The record is from RefSeq and is a predicted model, not a curated record. The coding region runs from base 281 to 1294 and encodes 337 amino acids. Gene Ontology annotation, cellular component: dehydrodolichyl diphosphate synthase complex; endoplasmic reticulum. The transcript is spliced from 2 exons. Gene Ontology annotation, molecular function: ditrans,polycis-polyprenyl diphosphate synthase [(2E,6E)-farnesyl diphosphate specific] activity.
AGCAAGAGCAAGAGCAAGAGCGCGGAAAGUCAGCUGACGUGUACUGUCAAUACUAGCGGCCGGCACAGCAGUCUGGCAGGACCACGCCCCCCACGCCCCAGGCACGCCCUUACAACAACCAGCCCUGACCACCCUGCACCACUGUGGCUCUGGAGGAUGUGGCUCUAGAGGAUGUGGCCCCUCAGCCCCUUGAAGCACUGAUGACGGACGGCUGACCUUCCUUUCAACGGUGCAAUGUUUACCUGAAGAUCAUGGACAGGUGAGACACAGAUGAGGGAAGAUGACGUGGGUCGUUGAACAGAGACGGACAUGGGCAGAGUGGGUGGCGUUGCGGGUCCUGCGAGUUGGACCUGUUCCCACCCACCUCGCUAUAAUCAUGGACGGGAACAGACGGUAUGCGCGGCGAGAGCAGCGCGAGACUUUGGCCGGUCAUACACAGGGCUUCCACAAGCUGACCGAGGUGCUUUCCUGGUGUCGAGACUUGGGUGUCACACACGUCACAGCCUACGCCUUCAGUAUAGAAAACUUCAAAAGGUCCAAGAGUGAGGUGAAUGGCUUAAUGGAAUUGGCAGCAGAGAAAUUUUCUAAGUUGCUGGAGGAGCAGGACAAGCUAGCUGAACAUGGGGUGUGCAUCAAUGUGUUAGGGGACAUCUCCCUGCUUCCAAGCCACAUCCAGCAGAUGGCAGCACGCGCCAUUCUGGCCACUCGCCACAACAACCACUUCUUCAUUAACCUGGCCAUGGCCUACACUGCACGAGAGGAGAUCACCUCGGCUGUCCAUGAACUGGCCCAAGGUGUGGCUGAGGGCUCGCUGCAGCCUUCUGAUGUUACCGAAGAGGCAUUAGAAGCUUGCCUGUAUGGGAAAGGUAACCGGGAACCUGACCUAUUGGUUCGAACCUCUGGGGAGCAUCGUCUCUCAGACUUCCUCCUGUGGCAGAGCGCUUAUUCGUGUCUGUUCUUCACCCAUGUGCUGUGGCCGGAUUUUUCCAUCUGGCAUCUAUUUGGAGCUGUUUUCUUUUACCAGCGUCAGUACCACACCUUGGCUGCCGCAAAACGGGAAGCUCUGGCCCAGCGGUGCCGCACCCUUGAAGAACGGGACAUGGAGCAGUGUCGACACCAGCACGGUGACAAGGUGACUCAGGAACACCUGGUUGCCCAAGGCGCUGCCCGCGCUGCCCGCCUGCAGGCAUUUUUAGAUCACCGGGAGCAGAAGCUUCUGACUCAUCUAUAUAAAUUAGUCUCCCUUCCACUGGGGGAACAAGAAGGGAAGGAGAGGGAAAUGCAGUUAAUUUGACAGCAUAAUCUCAAGUCUCUUUUGUCACCAUCACAAAAUUAUGUUAUUUAAAGUAAACAAACUCAGACAUUAUGUUAUUUAAAAUUAUGUUAUUUAAAGACAAACUCAGACAUCACCAAUAUUUUCUUCACAGCAUCUCAACCAUCUCUUGUAGGGUAUUUUGUUUGAUGUGUUACUCUGUAAAUAAAGCACCAAUUGUU